GUACUGGGAAUCUGAUGGGAAUGGGGAUGGGGAUGGGGAUGAGGUCACCUUUUACAGUGUCUCAGUGGCAAGAGCUGGAGCAUCAGGCCCUGAUCUUCAAGUAUAUGAUGGCAGGCAUGCCUGUGCCUCCUGAUCUCGUGCUCCCUAUUCAGAAGAGUUUUGAGUCCAUCUCUCAGAGAUUCUUCCAUCAUCCCACCAUGGGUUAUUGUUCCUUCUAUGGGAAGAAGGUGGACCCGGAGCCAGGACGCUGCAGGAGGACUGAUGGCAAGAAAUGGAGGUGCUCAAAGGAUGCAUACCCCGACUCGAAGUACUGUGAGCGCCACAUGCACCGUGGCCGCAACCGUUCAAGAAAGCCUGUGGAAUCACAAACAAUGACACAGUCAUCGUCCACUGUGACAUCAUUGACUGUCACUGGAACCAGCAGUGGAACUGGGAGCUUCCAGACCCUUCCAUUAAAUUCCUUCGGGAAUACCCAAGGCGCCAGUUCCGGAACCAAUCAGUCUCAUUAUCAAAUAGACUCUAUUCCCUUUGGAAUCCCGAACAAAGAUUAUAGGUAUCUUCAAGGACUUAAACCUGAAAUCGGUGAGCAUAGUUUUUUCUCUGAUACUUCAGGAAGCAACAGGGGUCUCCACAUGGACUCACCAAUAGACAACACAUGGCCUCUGAUGCCAUCGAGAGUUGCCUCAUUUCCAGCAUCAAAAUCGGGUGAUGGCUCCGUUUUGCAGAACGAUUAUCCACAGCAUUCAAUUUUCAAUAAUGACUUCCCCUCGGGGGAACCUUUGAAACAGGAAGGUCAGUCUCUCCGACCUUUCUUUGAUGAGUGGCCUAAAGGCCGAGAUUCCUGGUCUGGUCUUGAGGAUGAGAGAUCCAACCAAACCUCAUUCUCCACAACCCAGCUCUCAAUAUCAAUUCCAAUGACUUCUUCCGACUUCUCUGCAACAAGUUCUCAAUCUCCACAUGAUAAUUGACAGAAUCAUGAUUUAAGAAUUUCAUAGACAAAUAGUCGGAAGGCUUGAAGAAGUUCUAGCAUGUGGUUUGAGAGAUGUUGAAGAAUAGCUCGGCAUAUGUUGGUCAAUCUCAAAGUUUGUGGUUUGUGGAUUUUCUAGACAGCUCUUUGUUUAAAGUACAUUUGCAACUCAAGUUUUAGGUCUGAAUAAAUCAGACCCUGACAAGUAUUCAAGAAUCAAGAUAUCCUGAACAUUUUGUUUCUGUUAAAGAUUCUGUACUUGGCGGCUUUGAUGUAUCCGUUACUGAAUAAGUUAGUGGUUUUACAUACU
Messenger RNA from Rosa rugosa (rugosa rose), 1277 nucleotides. RefSeq names its product growth-regulating factor 4-like. The transcript has 4 exons. The record is from RefSeq and is a predicted model, not a curated record. NCBI's taxonomy places the organism in Eukaryota, Viridiplantae, Streptophyta, Magnoliopsida, Rosales, Rosaceae. Gene Ontology annotation, biological process: DNA-templated transcription; developmental process; regulation of DNA-templated transcription. Gene Ontology annotation, molecular function: ATP binding. Gene Ontology annotation, cellular component: nucleus. The coding region runs from base 15 to 968 and encodes 317 amino acids.